This is a messenger RNA of Neoarius graeffei (lesser salmon catfish), 2459 nucleotides long. RefSeq names its product protoheme IX farnesyltransferase, mitochondrial (gene cox10). Gene Ontology annotation, molecular function: protoheme IX farnesyltransferase activity. Gene Ontology annotation, biological process: heme biosynthetic process. The record is from RefSeq and is a predicted model, not a curated record. The coding region runs from base 60 to 1379 and encodes 439 amino acids. NCBI's taxonomy places the organism in Eukaryota, Metazoa, Chordata, Actinopteri, Siluriformes, Ariidae. Gene Ontology annotation, cellular component: mitochondrial membrane; mitochondrion. The transcript has 7 exons.
AUGGCGGCGCGCAGCGCGUGAAGAGGACAGCAGUGGCAGCCGGUUCGAAGGCAAAGAGCAUGUUUAAGGCGCCUUGUAUCCGUGCAGCAGGUCUGAUCAGUGCCAGCGUGAACCUGACGGUCUUAAUAAAUGCACCCGGAAAUCAGCGGAGUGUCCGGACUCUGGUGCGGCUCUACAGGAGCGACCCGGCGCGAUGGAUCACCUUCCAGCACCUGCGUUUCCUCAAGCGACAGUACGUGAAGGCGAGCAGUGUUCUGAGCCAGAGAGCUCGGCCGAAGCAGGACCCAGUGAUCUCCACGCUGGAAGAACGAGACGAUGUGGUUCUCAGGCAGAUUCAGGAGAUCCCAGAUGUGAAACCCGUGUCCGGUGUAGCAGACCCAGGCGCUGAUGAUGAGCCCGAGGCAGUCAGAGAGGCUCGGAUCGAAGCCCGGCAGUGGAAGGAACUGAGCGUCGACUACUCAGAGUUACCUGGGAUCUACGCUCGGCUGUCUAAACUCAAACUCACAGCGCUCGUGGUAACAACAGCGGCGGCGGGAUACGCCAUGGCUCCUGUGCCCUUUGACCCCAUCACCUUCAUACUGGCUACAGUUGGAACAGGGCUCUCUUCAUGUACGGCCAAUUCGAUUAACCAGUACUUUGAGGUGCCCUUUGAUUCCAACAUGAACCGGACGAAGAACAGGCCGUUAGUCCGAGGACAAAUAAGCCCCCUCCACGCUGUAUCGUUCGCCCUGGCCUGUGGGAUUCCUGGUGUGACCUUGUUGACCUUGGCUGUGAAUCCUCUAACAGGGUUCCUUGGAGCUCUGAACAUCUUCCUGUACACGUGUUGUUACACACCGCUGAAGCGUCUCAGCAUCACUAACACGUGGGUGGGCUCAGUGGUGGGGGCGAUUCCUCCCAUCAUGGGCUGGACCGCUGCGACCGGCGCUCUGGAUCCAGGUGCUCUGCUGCUGGGGGCGUUCCUCUACUCGUGGCAGUUCCCUCACUUCAACGCUCUGAGCUGGAACCUGCGAGAGGACUACUCUCGCGGUGGCUACCGCAUGAUGUCAGUCACCCACCCAGCUAUGUGCAAGCGGGUGGCGCUCCGCCACAGCGUCGCCCUCAUCGGCCUCUCCACGCUCGGCCCCGCGUUGGACGUCACCACCUGGACUUUCCCGCUUGUCUCUCUGCCCAUCAACCUGUACAUCAGCUACCUGGCCUUCCGCUUCUACCAGCGUGGUGAGCGCCAGAGUGCCCGCAAGCUCUUUUUCUGUAGCCUCUGGCACCUGCCCAUGUUGCUCCUGCUCGCCCUCACCUGCAAAAAGAGACGCCCGGCUGAGGAGGCGGGGCCAACCGGGUCCACUGACUCAACCAUCGCAUUACACGCCUCCUCUUCUUCCUAAACCAUCUUAAUCAGCUUUAUUUUUAUUUUCGGUACGACUGGCAGCUCGGAUCGAUCAGAGGAGCCCCGAGGACUAUACAGCUGAUCAAAAUGAAAACUCCUGGACUCCCUCAGGUCUUUAGUAAAAUAAGUCUGGAACGUGUGUAAAUAUGUUAAAUAUUUAAUAAAAUAUCCAGCUGCACAAUAGCAGAAGCCAGAAUCACUGACUCACUCGGCGAGUCCUGUUUAAAUUAUCGGAAAUUGGAUCCAGAUUGGGGUCUGGAGAGCUUGGAAGCAUGUUGCAGCUCAGGUGGAGCACCAAAAAUUCAACCGCAAAGCGAGCCAGCCACACAGUGGUGCGCGAGAUUUUGUCACGACUGAACCCCUUUCGUUAACUCGGUGCUGGUUUAGGGAACUCGAGACGCUUUCGGAUAACUGAGCCACGUGCUCAUUUGAAGAGUUGAACCAUAAUAUAAUUGGUUCGAUAAAAUAAAUUCCUUCAGAGUCAAUACACAACAUGAUGUCACGGACAGUCACUUUGUUGCUAGUAAUGCCGUUAUUUACUUUUCAGUGAUUGGUCGACUUUUAUUGUUUUUCAACCAGUCAUAUACUUUUUAACCCAAUACAAUGUUCAUGGCAUGGUUUAAUCACAAACCUAAAUAAAAAGAGUCGAUUUGUUGUUCACUCAACUAGACACAAGCUUCAGAAUCCUAAAUGCUGUAAUCUGAUUGGCCGUCCACUCUCCCUCCCUUCCAUGCUUUUUUUUUUUUUAAUAAACAGAAAACACAAAAGGCUUUUGAAUAAGUACCAGCCUGAAACUCAAUCAUGAGACUAUCAGUUCUCGCAUUUUGGUUCAGAGUUUUGACUCCAGAACUCAUCUUUAGUCCCUGCCUCAAGAACCAGCACUGACUCACCGGGUGGAAAAGGGAUCUGUGAUGCUAGACAGAGCGAGCACCCCGGCUUUGGCUUUCCUGCCGUCCUUCAUACUGUAUACGACCUCUUGAUGUUGUGUAAAGGCUACAUCUGACCUCACUGUAUAAAUACAUCAUCUGUGUGAGAUGAUAAAGAACAUGUGUUCUUCAAAUAAAUGCAUUUUAAUCCA